AUGGUAGAAGGAAGGAUUGGAAUUCGGAAGUAUCGGUUUCUCAUAGACACUGGUGCUUCACGUUCAGUCAUUCGGCCAAAUGUCGCAAACAGCAAUAAUACUACAAAUGUGAGCCUUUUCUCCCUGAAAACAGCCAGUGGAGAACUGAUGCCCAUAAAAGGACUGGCGGACUUAGAAUUUGAGCUCGGGUGUCAGUCAUUCGGGCAUGAAUUUUUGAUAGCAAACAUAACUGAUGAUUGCAUUUUAGGUAUAGAUUUUCUACAGAAAUUUGGAUUUUCCAUUAACAUUAGCGGAGGAACUUUGUUGUACGGAAAUGUGGAGGUUUCUUUGUUAGGUGAUAGUGAAGAAGGAAACAAUCGAAUGAUGAAAAUACUAUUGACGGAGGAUACAAAUCUGCCUGCACAGUCCGAAUCAAUUAUUUGGGGAAAGUUAGAGAACGGACAUGAAAAGUCGGGAACGGCGCUAAUCGAAGGAACGGAAGACAAUUACGACGGAGUGGCUGUAGUGAAAACGCUGGUCAUGAUCGGUAAAGAUCAUCAGAGAGUACCUGUCAGAAUCAUGAACCUUGGUUUGAGGGAGAAGCAUCUACGAAGGGAUAGUUACAUUGCUAAAUGCCAUACAAUCGACCUAAUUAAGAAUUGCAACAUUAACAACGUUUCUUUUACGCCCACUGAAUCGAUCAACCCUCAAAUUACCAGGCUUUUGACAGAAACCAAGGGGAACCUAUCUGAAGAGCAGUAUAGCAAAGCUAAAGAGUUGAUAAUGAAAUUUGCAGACAUCUUUCCAUCUGAUGAUUCAGAAUGCGGAAGAACAGACAUGAGCGGAUACUGGCAGGUGGGAAUGCAUCCUGAGGAUAAAGAGAAAACGGCUUUCUCUGCUGGCAACGGUCUUUGGCAGUUCACUGUGAUGCCUUUUGGUCUCUGUAAUGCUCCCGCCACUUUUGAAAGAUUGAUGGAGCGCGUUUUACAAAGACUUCAUUGGAACACGUGUCUUGUAUAG
Messenger RNA from Biomphalaria glabrata, 999 nucleotides. RefSeq lists its product as uncharacterized. The record is from RefSeq and is a predicted model, not a curated record. NCBI's taxonomy places the organism in Eukaryota, Metazoa, Mollusca, Gastropoda, Planorbidae. Gene Ontology annotation, molecular function: aspartic-type endopeptidase activity. Gene Ontology annotation, biological process: proteolysis. The transcript has 2 exons. The coding region runs from base 1 to 999 and encodes 332 amino acids.